This is a messenger RNA of Antechinus flavipes (yellow-footed antechinus), 3713 nucleotides long. RefSeq names its product kelch like family member 20 (gene KLHL20). The transcript has 12 exons. Gene Ontology annotation, molecular function: protein binding. The record is from RefSeq and is a predicted model, not a curated record. NCBI's taxonomy places the organism in Eukaryota, Metazoa, Chordata, Mammalia, Dasyuromorphia, Dasyuridae. The coding region runs from base 142 to 1971 and encodes 609 amino acids.
GACAGAGACGAGCAGGAAGUGGUUCCAAGGGUUUUGGAUCCUGCUGUUGAGGAGGCGGUGACGGCUGCGGCGGUGGCAGCAGGGCGGGUGUGUGGCUGGAUUCAGCUUUAAAAUUUGGAGAGAAGAUUCUCUUCAUGGUGCAUGGACGGAAAGCCAAUGCGCAGGUGUACCAGCACUCGACCAGGAGAGACUGGAAUGGAUGUAACAAGCCGCUGUACCCUUGGAGACCCCAACAAGCUUCCAGAAGGGGUUCCCCAGCCUGCUCGCAUGCCCUAUAUCUCCGACAAGCAUCCUCGGCAAACCUUAGAAGUAAUCAACCUUUUACGGAAGCACCGAGAACUGUGUGAUGUGGUCCUAGUUGUGGGUGCUAAGAAGAUUUAUGCCCAUCGAGUAAUUUUGUCAGCCUGUAGUCCCUAUUUUCGAGCCAUGUUUACAGGAGAACUAGCAGAAAGCCGUCAGACUGAGGUAGUAAUCAGAGAUAUUGAUGAAAGGGCCAUGGAGCUGCUGAUUGACUUUGCAUACACCUCCCAGAUCACAGUGGAAGAGGGCAAUGUUCAGACCCUUCUACCAGCUGCUUGCCUCCUUCAGCUGGCAGAAAUCCAGGAAGCCUGCUGUGAAUUCUUAAAGAGACAGCUAGACCCAUCCAACUGCCUAGGCAUUAGAGCUUUUGCAGAUACUCAUUCAUGCCGUGAGCUUUUGAGGAUUGCAGACAAGUUCACCCAACAUAACUUUCAAGAGGUGAUGGAAAGUGAGGAGUUUAUGCUGCUUCCAGCCAACCAACUCAUUGAUAUUAUAUCCAGUGAUGAACUAAAUGUUCGAAGUGAAGAACAGGUUUUCAAUGCUGUGAUGGCAUGGGUUAAAUACAGUAUUCAAGAAAGACGGCCCCAACUUCCACAGGUGCUGCAGCAUGUUCGGCUACCUUUGCUUAGUCCCAAGUUCCUGGUGGGUACAGUAGGCUCUGACCCCCUCAUUAAAAGUGAUGAAGAAUGCAGAGAUCUGGUGGAUGAAGCUAAAAAUUACCUUUUAUUGCCACAAGAACGACCACUGAUGCAAGGACCAAGGACACGUCCACGAAAGCCUAUUAGGUGUGGAGAGGUACUAUUUGCAGUGGGUGGCUGGUGUAGUGGGGACGCCAUCUCUAGUGUAGAGCGAUAUGAUCCACAGACCAAUGAGUGGAGAAUGGUAGCAUCAAUGAGCAAACGCCGCUGUGGAGUGGGAGUCAGUGUUCUUGAUGACCUUUUGUAUGCAGUAGGAGGCCAUGAUGGAUCCUCUUAUCUGAACAGUGUUGAAAGAUAUGACCCAAAAACAAAUCAGUGGAGCAGUGAUGUGGCUCCUACCAGCACCUGCAGGACUAGCGUUGGAGUAGCAGUUCUUGGAGGGUAUCUGUAUGCUGUGGGUGGACAAGAUGGCGUCUCUUGUCUCAAUAUUGUUGAGAGAUAUGACCCAAAGGAGAAUAAGUGGACUCGAGUAGCUUCCAUGAGCACCAGGAGGCUCGGAGUAGCAGUGGCUGUAUUAGGAGGAUUUUUAUAUGCUGUGGGUGGUUCUGAUGGGACAUCUCCACUCAAUACAGUGGAGCGCUACAACCCCCAGGAAAAUCGCUGGCACACAAUAGCCCCUAUGGGGACUCGUCGGAAACACCUCGGCUGUGCAGUGUAUCAAGACAUGAUCUAUGCUGUAGGAGGCAGGGAUGACACCACCGAGCUCAGCAGUGCUGAGAGAUACAACCCUAGAACCAACCAGUGGUCUCCAGUGGUGGCCAUGACAUCCCGCCGAAGUGGAGUCGGCCUUGCAGUAGUAAACGGACAACUUAUGGCAGUAGGAGGUUUUGAUGGUACAACAUAUUUGAAGACAAUUGAAGUCUUUGACCCUGAUGCUAACACAUGGAGGUUAUAUGGUGGUAUGAAUUAUCGUCGGCUAGGGGGUGGUGUAGGUGUGAUUAAAAUGACACAUUGUGAGUCUCACAUAUGGUAAGCGUCUGUGAGGAAACCCCAUGGUUCUCAUUCACAUAUAUGCCUGUGUGUCUAGUGGAAAAGACUCGUUGACUUUGGAGCUGUGUGAGGUUUUGAAAACAGAUCAAAUUUUAUUCUUUGCCGGUGCCUCAAUGUGGAAAUAUAAAUCCAGUGACUUUUCUGAAAGAGCAGCUAUUGGAAACUGCAUUGGCUGGACUCUUCUCAACACGUUGAAGCUUCGCUUGUAUUUUAAUUUUUUAAAUACCAAUAUGCUUUUUGAGCAAAAAACCUUCAGAGCACUCCAGCAUAAGCAAGACCCCAGAACUAAGAGAUGUGUUGGGAGUCUGGCAAAGGGAACAAGUUGCCUCUUCCAAGAUGAAAUGAAAUGGUUUCUCACAUAGUGGAAACUGUAGUGUGGAGUGGGCAAAAGUGGAAAAUGAUACUGAAAACAUUACUUUUGCCUUAUUUACAGAAAGCUUCAGAAAAAAGUACUUGACCUACAAGAUGCCACCUUUGCACAAAAGUUUUUGACAAUGUGCAGAAGAAUAUUUAUUUUUUGUUUUCAUCUGUUAAAUGUCUUUACAUGUUUUCAUCUGUUACGUGUCUGUUUUUCUUUGUACUCAUCACCAAAAGAAGAAAAAAAAAGGUAAACAACAAAACCCAUAAUUGUUAUUUUAAAGUAAUUGACUUUGAAAAAUGCUCAUUUGGGAAGUAAGACUAUAUAUAACCUAUUUUUUUCAGGGUAUUCCAAUUCCAAAACUAUAUAUGAUGGAUCAGCUCCUAAGGAUCAGCAAUUAUAAAAAAGUUAUCUAAAAUAUGUUAGUCAGCCUUCUUACUAAAGUACCACAUGACUUGAAAGUCAUUAAAAAACAAACAACUCUUAGCUCACUUCUAAACAUGAAGUCAAAAAGGAAUGUCAAUUCAAUAAAAAGAAGUCGAGACUCUCAAAUGCUGCAGUUUUCUUCAGUGACAACUUGAUUCUUGUUUUCCUAUAUGAAUUUGUUCAUUGACUGAUUUUAUUACAGUCUUUUUAAAACAAUGUUCCUCUUGGGUUUUUCUGCUAGAACUAGAGCUCUGCUCAGUGCCUCUAAAAUGCCAGUAGGGUACCCUCCCAUACUGCCUGGAGAACCCUGCAACUCUGCAAGAGUUCUUGCUCAAAAGCAUUGCAGACUGAAGCAACUUUGUUUUCUAUUUCCUUAUUGCUACUUUGGACCAGCAAGGAGAGGUGAUAUCUCCCCCUCAGUGGACACUGUUAUGCAAGUCCUUCCACUUAAGUGUGUAGGCGAGGCCUGCUGCGACAAGAUGGGAUUCUACAAUCCGUGUAACAAGAAUCCAUGUUAGUGAGCAGAAACCAAUUAAAGCGUCUAACAAUAUUUUGUUUGUUGUGUAAAGCUAUAUUCCGUUGCCUUCAUCCUCGCUGGUGAAGAGCUAACUAAGCAUGUAAGGUUACUGAAAAGGAAAAGCAAUGUUAAAAAACCCUCAUUUCUUCUGGGGUUUUUUUCCUUGUUUCCUUAUUCAUGUGCUUGAUAUGAAAGUCUUGGAAUAAGACUUAUGUGAUGACAACAAAAAUGAAUGACCAUCCCUUUUUUCCCCCCAACAGAAAUGGUUGGCAAUUCUUGUGUUUACAUUCAAAAAUCAUUUGCACCUUUACAAGAAAAAAAAGUAUUUGGUAAACAGUUGUUUACAUGUAUCAUUUAUGCUUUUUCUAGCAUGAGUAACUUGUUUAAAAAAUAGUGUUUACCUUAAUAAAUUUCUUUAAUGCUA